This is a messenger RNA of Lemur catta (Ring-tailed lemur), 1515 nucleotides long. Its product is annotated as cytochrome P450 7A1. Gene Ontology annotation, biological process: cholesterol catabolic process; cellular response to glucose stimulus; cholesterol homeostasis. The record is from RefSeq and is a predicted model, not a curated record. The transcript is spliced from 6 exons. Gene Ontology annotation, molecular function: cholesterol 7-alpha-monooxygenase activity; iron ion binding; heme binding. Lineage: Eukaryota; Metazoa; Chordata; Mammalia; Primates; Lemuridae. The coding region runs from base 1 to 1515 and encodes 504 amino acids.
AUGAUGACCAUGUCUUUGAUCUGGGGGAUUGUUGCAGCAGUGUGCUGUUGUUUACGGCUGAUUCUUGGAAUAAGGAGAAGGCAAAAGGGUGAACCACCUCUAGAGAAUGGGUUGAUUCCAUUCCUGGGCUGUGCUCUGCAAUUUGGUGCCAAUCCUCUUGAGUUCCUAAGAGCAAAUCAAAGGAAACAUGGUCAUGUUUUUACCUGCAAACUAAUGGGAAAUUAUGUCCACUUCAUCACAAAUCCCUUGUCAUACCAUAAGGUGUUGUGUCAUGGAAAAUACUUUGAUUGGAAAAAAUUUCACUUUGCUACUUCUGCAAAGGCAUUUGGGCACAGAAGCAUUGACCCAAGUGAUGGAAACACCAGUGAAAACAUAAACGACACUUUCACCAGAACCCUGCAAGGCGAUGCCUUGAAUUCCCUCGCGGACACCAUGAUGGAAAACCUCCAGCUUAUCAUGAGACCUCCAGUCUUCCCUGAGUCCAAGGUCGCUGCCUGGGUGACGGAGGGGAUGUAUUCCUUCUGCUACCGAGUGAUGUUUGAAGCGGGGUAUUUGACUCUCUUUGGCAGAGAUCUUGCGAGGCAGGACUCACAAAGAGCACAUAUUCUAAACAACCUGGACAACUUCAAGCACUUUGACAAAGUCUUUCCGGCCCUGGUAGCAGGCCUCCCCAUUCGCAUGUUCCAGACGGCGCACAGAGCGCGGGAAAGGCUGGCGGAGGGCUUGCGGCACGAGAACCUCCGGCGGAGGGACGGCGUCUCGGACCUGGUCAGUCUGCGCAUGCUCCUCAACGACACGGCGUCCACCUUUGAUGACGCGGAGAAGGCCAAGACGCACCUCGCAAUCCUCUGGGCGUCGCAAGCAAACACCAUUCCGGCGACUUUCUGGAGCUUAUUUCAAAUGAUGAGGAACCCUGAAGCAAUGAAAGCAGCUACUGAAGAGGUGAAUAAAACAUUAGAGAAUGCUGGUCAAAAUAUCAGUUUUGAAGGCAGCCCUAUUUGUUUGAAUCGAAUGCAGCUGAAUGACCUCCCGGUACUGGACAGUAUCAUCAAGGAAUCUCUGAGGCUUUCCAGUGCCUCCCUGAACAUCCGGACAGCUAAGGAGGAUUUCACUUUGCACCUGGAGGACGGAUCCUAUAACAUUCGAAAAGAUGACAUCAUAGCUCUCUAUCCGCAGUUAAUGCACUUAGAUCCAGAAAUCUACCCAGAUCCUUUGACUUUUAAAUAUGAUCGAUAUCUUGAUGAAAAUGGGAAGACAAAGACCACCUUCUAUAGUAAUGGACUCAAGUUAAAGUAUUACUACAUGCCCUUUGGAUCAGGAGCUACCAUAUGUCCUGGAAGAUUAUUUGCUGUCUACGAAAUCAAGCAAUUUUUGAUUCUCAUGCUUUGCUAUUUUGAACUGGAGCUUGUGGACAACCAUGUUAAAUGUCCCCCUUUGGACCAGUCCCGUGCAGGCUUGGGCAUUUUACCGCCAUUAAAUGAUAUCGAGUUUAAAUAUAGAUUCAAACAUUUGUGA